Phragmites australis (common reed) is the source of this 5570-nucleotide messenger RNA. Its product is annotated as palmitoyl-acyl carrier protein thioesterase, chloroplastic-like. Bases 263 to 1384 code for a protein of 373 amino acids. The record is from RefSeq and is a predicted model, not a curated record. The transcript is spliced from 10 exons. NCBI's taxonomy places the organism in Eukaryota, Viridiplantae, Streptophyta, Magnoliopsida, Poales, Poaceae. Gene Ontology annotation, molecular function: acyl carrier activity; fatty acyl-[ACP] hydrolase activity. Gene Ontology annotation, biological process: fatty acid biosynthetic process.
GUUCAUCUGAUUUUCCGAACUCCUUAUCAGGGCAACUGAUCAACUACUCUCAGCUAGACUAGCUAGGAUCCUAAAAAAAGAAGAAGAAGAAGAAGCUAGACUAGCUAGGCGCGCUCUUACUACGGCCCACCAAUACGCGCAAUAAUCUUUAUGUUUCUUCCUUCUUGUAACACGAAGACAAUUCCUUCAAGUUUUCCCAACUCGAAGCAUACCAUCCAUAUAUAGCCUUUAUUGGCACAAUGCUAGUACACCAAUAUCGAUAAUGGCGACGCCGGCUUCGCAAACCGCAACGCGCGUCGCCUCCGGCCGGCGCAUGUUCGGCAAGCCUGAGAGGGCAAAGUGCGGAAGACUGCAUGUGCGGAGCUGUGACAAUGGCGGCGGCGGUACGAAAGGCCGACGUGUCACGAUUGAAGCGGUCAAUGGCACUGUCAAGCUGAACGGCACGGCGGCGGCCGAUGAUCGGCACGUGCCUGCACCGCCACCAUCAUCCCUGGAGGACAACGGAGAUGCCUUUAGGCUCGGUAAGUUUGUGGAAGGGAGGCUUGUGUACAGGCAGCGGUUUGUUAUCAGAUCCUACGAGAUCGGGCCUGACCAGACUGCCACCAUGGAGACCCUCAUGAAUCUGUUGCAGGAGACAGCACUGAACCAUGUGAUGUGCUCUGGACUUGCUGGAGAUGGUUUUGGCGCGACACGGCAGAUGAGCCUCAGGAAGCUCAUCUGGGUCGUCACAAGAAUCAACAUCCAGGUUGACAAGUACAGCAGAUGGGGCGAUGUUGUUGAGAUCGACACCUGGGUCGCGUCGUCGGGGAAGAACGGCAUGCGCCGAGACUGGAUCAUUCGGGACCACAACACGAGAAACAUGAUUUCAAGAGCCACAAGCAACUGGGUGAUGAUGAACAGAGAGACCCGGAGGCUGUCCAAGAUCCCUGAGGAGGUCAGGCAGGAGGUUCUUCCCUUCUACCUGGACAGGAGCAUCAUCACCGCCGACGCCGACCACGAUCGCAAGAUCAAAAAGCUCACCGAUGCGACAGCAGAGCACUUACGUUCAGGAUUAGCUCCCAGAUGGAGCGACAUGGAUGUCAACCAGCACGUGAACAACGUCAAAUACAUCGGAUGGAUCCUCGAGAGUGUGCCGCUGGAAGUGCUGGAAGAUUACCACCUGACAAGCAUCACGCUCGACUACCGACGGGAGUGCCGUCAGUCGCAACUACUCGAGUCGCUCACCAGCAUGGCUGCAGCGGCGGCUGCUGAGGCCCCGGCGGCCACGUUGAGCCUGUGCAAUUGCAGCGCCGACCUGCAGAGCACGCACCUGAUACGGCAGCAGGACGACAAGGCCGAGAUCGUCAGGGCGUGUGCGGAAUGGCGGUGCAAGGAGCACCGAUAGACACUCGGGCAGCUCUGAUAUGCAUCUGUAGUCGUACACAGGUACAAUCUGUAUUGUAUUUGCUGGAUUGAUGGCUUCCAUUUCAAGAGUUGUAUUUGUUCUCUUGUGCUUAGGUUCUUCAUUCUCACAUACGCUGUUUGUUGAUUGCAAUUUUUGCAACUCCAUGAAUAAAGGCUCCUUUACUUACCUACCAUGCAAAAAUAUUUCGUUCUUGUUUACGGUAAAGGAGGAACCUGUAUAACAGAUUAACAGGUCCAAACUAGGAAAAAAAUUGCCCCCACACAGAAAUCUAAAAACAACAAAUUUAAGACAGAGUUUGAUGUUUUUCCGGUAAAAAGAAAGCAAAAGGCUCAAAUGUUGCGGUGCAAAACGAUGGCCCACGCACUACUGGAUGCAAUAGUUUCUAUUUCUUCAUGAAAACGUCGGCAAAAAUCCAAAAUUAGACAACAUAUGCGACCGUAUUUUCCAAAAUAGACAACAUGUCAGCGUAUAUACAAUUUUAUCAUCCGUAUUCGGCACAUCGUGUGCCGAAUAUGGCACUGUAGCCCAUAUUCGGCACACGGUGUGCCGAAUACGGCACCGUAGCCCAUAUUCGGCACACCGUGUGCCAAAUAUGGCACUGUAGCCACCGUAUUCAACACACGGUGUGCCGAAUAUGGGCUGUAGCAUCGUAUGUGGGUCUGCGCCAGGGACGAUGGCGUGGACUCUGGACGUGUCCGCGCCAUCAUGACUGGCGCGGAUACGGCACAGCUGCUGCGGUGUCCUAUCACGUCUUGUCGGGGUCUCCUCAUGUCUGUGCUUUCGGCUGGUGAUGAGUGCAUCGCGUGCGUCGUUUUUUGAGUGAGUGGGUUGCCUCCUGGCUUUUGUGAUGAGUGCAUUGUCUGAUGGCUGCUAUAAGGAGCAUGGUGAGGAGGAGCAGCAGACUCAUUGCGAGGUGAGGAGGAGCAGCAAACACAUUGCAAGGUGACGAGCAGCGGAGAUCAGGCGAAGAGCAGCAGACGCACCGCGAGGUGACGAGCAGCGGAGAUCAGGCGAAGAGCAGCAGACGCACCGCGAGGUGACGAGCAACUAUGCGAGGCAAGUAGCAGCUGCGCAAGGCGAGAAGGAGCAGCUGUGUGAGGCGAGGAGCAGCUGCGCGAGGCGAGAAGGCUCAGCAGCACGAGGAGAGGAGGCUUAACAGCGCGAGUUAUAGUAAGUACUUAGAUUAUGUAGGUAAUUAGUACUUAUAUUAGUUUUAAUAAUUAGAGUAAGUAGAUUAUUUAAUCUAUUCAAUUAGAUUUGAUAAAUUAGAUUAAGUUGAUAAAUUAGAGUAUUUAGAUUAUGUAUAUAAUUAAUACUUAGUUUAGUAGUAGUAAUUAGAGUAAAUAUAUUGUUUAAUGUGUUCAAUUACAUUUGAUAAAUUAUUUUAAGUUGAUAAAUUAGAGUACUUAGAUUAUUUGAAUAGUUUGAUUAUAUGAAUAUAAUUAGUCAGUGUAAUUAUAUUAUAGCAUGUAGAUAUUAAGUUGCUAAAAUAGAGUAGGUGUAAUAUUUGCAUAUUGUAGGAUCUCGUAAUAGACGGUAUUAUAGUGUAAUAGUAAUUGUAAUAUUUAUAUUAGAAAAUUUAAUUAGAGCAAGUAGAGUAUUUAUACCGUUCGAAUACACUGGAUUGUAUUAGCUUUGGUACCAGUGAGUUUGUUAUAUGAAGUUUAUUGGAAACAUGGAUUGUAUUGUAAUUUGUUAUAAACGUAUUAGGUGUUGUACCUAUUUUGUAAUAGCUGUUGUCUUACUUUGUUUUGUAAUUGAACCAUGAGGCUUGAAAUCAUUGGCAUGGCUCACGUUCACCUUCCCGAGCUUCUUCAACUACGGUAUGACGAGAACCAUAGGGGAAGGAUGAUUUUCGCAGGGCAACAGUUGCUCUCGUUGCGUUCCAGGAGUGUGCGCAAGCUUAAGGAGUUAGACCCUCGAUUCCACGAGCCCUUCGCACUGGCCGGACUACUACCGUUUGCACUUAUGAUGGCAGGAGCUCCCAUGGAGGGUGGUGGCAGGACUCCACUGCCGCCGAUCGAGGUCUCACUACUCACAGGCCUCGUCGACCGCUGGCGUCCUGAGACGCACACGUUCCACUUUCCUUGCGGAGAGAUGACUGUUACUUUACGGGACGUUGCCAUGCUGACCGGGCUCCCGAUAAGGGGCACCCCGUUAGUAGUUCCACGACCAGCAAAGGAGCAGUAGAAGAGUUAUAUUCAUGGCAGGUUUAACGUGCAAUAUGACAUGAAGGACGUAAGGCUCUCCAUAUCAUGGAUUCAUGGGCUACCAUAGUUCAGCCAUUGCCCACCGGAUGCGGACGAGGCAACAGUUAUGCAGCAUUACGAGGUGUACUUGUACAUCUUGCUUGGAGGCAUUAUGUUUUGCAACACAGGAGGCGAUUAUGUACUUCGGCAUAUUGUAUGGUUAGCACGUCAGCUCACGUCACGUCCAUACGAGCCGACACAUUACAGUUGGGGAUCUGCUAUGUUGGCCACUACAUACAAAGGAUUGUGUGCCGCUACCCAACGGUCAACGAAGAUGGGAUCUAUUUCUGGUUGCCUACACCUUCUACAACUCUGGAGCUGGGAUUAUCUCCCGGUGUGUCGACCGUGGGUGAGCAAGACCUACUAUCCAAUUCCCAUCUCCGAUGGUGUGGCCAACAACAUGAGGCCAACGAUGGGUUAUCGGUGGCUUCAUGCCAGGCUGCGAUGGAGUCACCACCAAGACCAUGGAAACUACGCCCGGGUGAUCAGUGACCUCGACGUCCUCAGCGCCAAACUUGUGGAGUGGGAUCCAUGGUGUAGGGAAUGAGUGGCUGAAAUUGCGAAUAGCGGCCUCAUCGUAUCAUCUUGUUUCCGUGACUCCGACCUAUGGAUGACUAGAUGUUUUUUGCUUUAUAUAAACAAUGUAGAAGUGUAUUCUCCCGACCGUGUGUAGAGGUAGUUUGGUCAUCGUCAGUUGGUGCCAGUACCUCCCCCACGAGACGCUGGUCGGGCGCACGAGAGGAGUGCCCAAGGAAACGCAGGCACACACGACUGGUCAAAGAUUAAUGCAGAACACAUAACCCGAUGGAUGGAGUCUAGCCCAGUGGAUGUCGUCAUUCCUGCAGGACAGUAUGACGAUAACACGUACUCGGAGUACCUUGCGUGGUAUCAAUCACGAAUGCGUCCCACCUUACUCAGCGAUAGCGUACCGCCAACCCACAGACCCUUCCCCGAAGAUCGUGCCCGGCUUCUUCAUGUGGUGACCGAAGCAAGGUACGAAAUGCAUAGGCAUGCGGAGCAUGAAUGUGGAGAAGCGAGUGGGUCAGCCACGCGAAGGAAUCGGCACCCUCUCCGGGACUACAUGACGACGAGAAGGUCUCGCCUUUUGUCCGCGAUACGUGGACUAGGUGGUUGUGCCCCGUGUUCUAGAGGCUACGACGUACCCGCCAUGAACCCGUCCCGUGCCUCCCACAGCAGGCGCUCAUCCAGUUCUCAUGAGGCACAUUCACGGGAGGCCCCUUCGUCUGCGGCCCAUCAUGGGACACGUUCUUGUGCUGGAGCCGAGGAGGUGACCGAGGCUCCUGCUCCCGAGGAUCGCACACUGGGUCCCAGCCCCCUCCGUUCAUACAACCUACUCAGCCUACGCAGACAACUCCACCAGGAUUAUUAACUCACCACGAGAACAUCAAUGACUGCACAUAGCAGACGACCACCUGGAGUAGCACUCAAGAUUUUGACUGGGCUGCUGCAUUGCAAGCGAGCAGCUUCACCGAGCUACUGAGCGGCCAAUACCCCCAAUAUCCCGAUGCACUAGGGGGUUCACACUGGUACCAGGAAGCUAAGACUUCAUCAUUUCAGACUCCAACCGAGCACGUACUACCGGCAGGCACACUCCCGCAUGACGAUCCUAUAGCGUGGUAUAUGCAGGGCCGAGUUAGCGGUUCUGGAUACACAUUCGGUGGAGUUGGAACACAGCAUGACGACGAAGAUGAGGACCAAGGGCACACGUGGCAGGGGCCAUCUCAAGCUGCUGGGAUGAGGGCCACACACCCGCCAAACGCUUACACUCCUGGGGAUUGCUUGCGGCGUCGGUGUCGUUAAUGAGCUAGUGCAAUAUAUUGUGUACUCAUCUAUUUAGUGUACUCAUACGUACUAGAUGUUAUUCACUAUAUUACGUACUCAUUUGUACUAUGCCA